Ceratitis capitata (Mediterranean fruit fly) is the source of this 2492-nucleotide messenger RNA. RefSeq names its product ecdysone-induced protein 74EF-like. The record is from RefSeq and is a predicted model, not a curated record. NCBI's taxonomy places the organism in Eukaryota, Metazoa, Arthropoda, Insecta, Diptera, Tephritidae. The transcript is spliced from 3 exons. The coding region runs from base 969 to 2435 and encodes 488 amino acids.
CGCGACUUUAGCUAUAAUUCGUAUGCGUUUUCGGCGUCGUUGGCCUGUACGUCGGUGGUUUGCCGGUUUGCAUUUUCGUGGCGUUUUGCAUUGAAGCGUACGCUAAAGCCAUUUGUUCGUUUUGGAAUAUGUAAAGCGUGUGAAUAUUUUACUGAAGAAGUGCUUUUGUGUGUGUCAACGAAAUCAAUUUGCAGCAACCAUCAAAACCAACAAAUGACCAAUAUUCGAGUGAUCCAAAGUGUACAAAAACAAAAGCAAUAAUAAAUGUACAUUUAUAUCUAUAUAUCAUACAUACACAUGUACAUAACUAAGUAUAUACAUACACGUAUGAAUGUGUGCACAAAUGUCUAGCUAACAAACUCUGCAGCUCACCAACCGCGACGAAUCAGCCAUCAACCAAUUCACCUAGUUUAAUACACGCCAACACAUACCAACAAAAAUAUGAUCAAGCUAUAUUGACCAACAAGAAAAUACCAACAACCAUCAACAGCCACAAGUGGUGGUCAAGCGUUAAUCACUUGAUGCUUUGGAAGGCAACAACGAUCAUACAACAACAACAAGAAAUCAAAUUUGCUUAGCGUAUUUGCACGGAUUAAUUUGGCUAACACAACCCACUACGUUUGUAACGGUGUUUCAAUAAGACAUACAUACAGGCAAAAUUCGUAAAUAAGUUUUGUAUGUACGUAUGUGUUCUGUUUUGCCGCCAAUGUAUGGGGGCCAACAGGCCAAAGUAUCGACUACUUGUGGCACGUUUGGUUACCGUUAAACAAGUAAGUUGGUUGUGCUAUGUAGUUAGGUGUGCUUGUGUGUGUUUUCCACAAAUUAAAUGUCAACACUAAACAAAAUUGAGAAAUAUAAUAAAAAAGUGUGUGUCAUUCCAAUCACAACAACUUUAGCAAAAAAUUACAACAACAUACAAAAAGCAACAACAACAACAAUCCUGCUAAACAAGAAGAAUAAACAUCAGAAUGGUGAAUGCUGUAAUGGAUGCAAUAGCGCUGCUCAGCUCGCUGGCGACGGACUUGGAUAUUAUGCUCAAUGACUUGAGAUCAUCGCCGAGUUCAAGACUUUUACCGCCCACACAUCACUUACAUCAGCGCAGCGCAUCAAAUACAUCGAAUAGCUCAUCGCCAUUAACUAUUGCUGGUGGCGGAGGUGUGGGAAGUGGGGGCGGGAGUGGGGUCGGUGGUAGCGGCGUCGGCGGAGGCGGGGGGAGUGCUGGUGGGAUGGGGCAGACAACGACCGGUUAUCUGCAUGGUGCUUUGCGCACUAACCACAAUAAUCAAUUUGUACAACAUCAGCAACAGCAACAACAACAACAAUCGGCGAAUGCACAGAAAGAGAAGCGGCAACAACAGCAACAACAAUCGAGGCAGCCGACUAAAGUGCAAAUAAUACCAGCAACAGCGCCAACAACAACAACCAUAACGACAACAACGGCUGCUACCACAGCAAUACCCCAACGUUAUAAUCGCUAUCACAAUCAGCAACAAACACAACAACAACAACAACAAAAACAACCGCAAACCCAUCGUUGUUGCGCCUCGGCGGCGAAUUCGUGUAAUCAAACGAAAAUUCGCAAUGCUGCAACAGCAACAACAACAACUACUACAGCACACUUUCCAGUCACAAAGAUGGCUAAAACACAAACAACAACAAUAACUACAACUACCAUAACAAACAGUACAGCGCGCAAUCAGCAGCAGCAUCAGCAACAGCAACGACUCAAUCAGCAUGCCACCAGCAGAUUGCCACAAACAGCAACACACACUUCCACCAACAACAUGCCAACACCAACGAGUCGCCGCCAGCACCAACCGAAUACGUCCAAUCCAGUCCGUGGCGGCGGUAGUGCGGAUGGUGGCUGCAACGGAUGUGAAUUGGUGGCAACAGCCGGAAAUGUUGCGCCCCUCCUUGCCGACGAGCACGACACAACUGCAGCAACGCAUUGCCACGGUCUGUCCGCCGAUGUGCGUCGUAUUGAGAAAUUGCCGUUGUGGUCAUAUCAGCACAAACAGUUGCAGCAACCGCAGAAGUUGCAUGUAAAACUGCUGCAACAACAACAACGCGCUACAAAAGCCAUAGCAAAAACAACCACCACAACCGCUAACAAAGCAAAUACAACAAAAACCGCUUUGACGACCAGCAAAAAGGAUGCGGUCAGUAGGCCGUCUCUAAUGGGCGGCUUUGGUGUCUCAUCAGCGGCUGGCGGAAGUGUGGCCAUUAGUGGCGCUGGUGGUCCGUAUGGCGCUUCAAGCGGCGGCCGCAUUGCAAGUGCGGUUACAACAACUAGUGUUACAACCCUCACCACAGCACAAGUGUUGGACGACUACACACGCCUCGAGGCGACGAGUACAAGUGUCGGUGGCAGCGGCAACGGCAGCGACGUCUUCCGCAUGAACUGGUUGCAGCCAACAUCAAUGUUAUUUGGGUGAGUAAAAGUGCAUGUUUUCCACUUAAGUAUUUGCAUUUACAUAUAUUUUACCGUUGGA